Molecule: messenger RNA, 1400 nt
Organism: Oppia nitens
Lineage: Eukaryota; Metazoa; Arthropoda; Arachnida; Sarcoptiformes; Oppiidae
Exons: 2
Coding region: 45-1400 (451 amino acids)
Source: RefSeq, a predicted model, not a curated record
UAAUAUUAAAGUUUAUCAAACAGUAUAUAUAUAACGGGAAAACAAUGGCCAACAACAACAAUAAUCUGACCACUCAUGUCCGUAGUCAUCGGUAUCAAUCAAAUGUGGCUAUCGAUAGCUAUUUGGUUAGACAACGGGAAACCGCAGAUCAAAACAACGAUAUAGUGACUGUACGACAGUCGCCGGUAUCGCGCAAAUCAUCGACCAGUUCACUGCCACCGCCGGAAACUGUGGCCAGAAUGGCUGUUAGACAGUCGACUUCGCCGGUCGUCGUCAACCGCAUAGAUGACGAAGUGGACAGCAGUGAUGGACACGAGCGCUGCAUAACACCGGCUCCGGCCAACAACACUGAUCCCAUAAACUGUUGCAUAUGUUUUGCUCCGGUAGUCAACGGUUUUCGGUGCACAACAGUAGCCGAACGUAUGGCUGGACCGCCGUUGGCUGCAGCGGUCAACGAUUACUAUGUGCCCGACUAUCAACAGGUCCACCAUUUUGCCUGCUAUCGGUGCAUAGCACGCAAUAUGGUUGCCCGUAAUCGGCCAGUAGUCAACUGUCCAGUUGGCUGUGUCAACGAAUUCAAUGUCCAGCGUCUGGUGCCGAUGAACCUCAAACAUACAAUGAUGACCGACAAACUGUUUAUCUAUUGCGAAAACAAUUGCGGACUGGGCGGCAGUCCACUGGCUCUGGCCAAUCAUCUGUGUCCGCUGGCACCUGUCGAUGAUAUUGGCCAUACCUACAGAUCAACAGAGUUGCAACGUUUGCACACUGAACUACAAGAGCUAAUCGCUAGCAAACAGUUGGUCGAGCACGAGCUUCGGCACGUGUUACGCAACUAUAACGUCAAACGUAGCGAAAAUCACGCGCUCUAUGCCAACAAUCAGCUGCUUAUGGAUCAAAACAAGAGCCUGUUUGAACAGAUCAACUAUCUCUAUCAACAACUCAGUCAACUGGAGUACCAGAUGCUGGCACUGAGGGCUCAGUCGGACACAAUGAGACAACAGUUUAAUCGCGAAGGCCGGGCCUAUCGAAAGCAUUUGAAACAAUUGGCCAAACAGUCGGAUGUGAGACAACAGGAGCUAAAAGUCAAGAUCGACGAACUUCGCAAACAAAAGUCACGAUUGAUACACGAGUUUCGUUUGGUAUUGAAUAGAGAUAACCCAUUGUUUCCGAUUGAUGUCCAACUGUCGGCCGAUAACCAAAUGGAUAGUUCGGAGGACAGUAGUCCCGAUUGUAGUGUCGAUAUUCAACAAAUAUUUGCCUCUAAUAAUAAUAAUAAUAACCAACAACUUGUGCCAAACACUGCCAAUGAUGAUAUGCUGGUCAACAAUACUGACGGGUUGUCCGACCCGUCAGAACUGCCAUUCCUUGAGUUUCUUCAAACAUUUGCCAAUUAUUUCUAG